This is a messenger RNA of Cicer arietinum (chickpea), 1380 nucleotides long. RefSeq lists its product as uncharacterized. The record is from RefSeq and is a predicted model, not a curated record. NCBI's taxonomy places the organism in Eukaryota, Viridiplantae, Streptophyta, Magnoliopsida, Fabales, Fabaceae.
UUAAUCUCAUAUCAACCAACUUCAUCCCCAUUAUUUAUAAUUAUAUUCCCUAAUUUCCCUCCCAAUAUCUAGACACGCAAAGAGCUAGCUCUAUAAAACAUCUUAUUUGGAUUUUGGAAUGAUAAAGCUCUUUGUGACAACAAAGUUUAUCACUAUUCACUACCAUAUUAAUUCCCUUUAGAGUUUGCUUAUUAUUGUCAUUGGUGAACAAGGACAUUGGCUAGCUAAAUUAAUAUUAUUUUGUGUUGUGUUUACCUAAUAGGCUAGGCAAUAUGGAGGGACAUGAAAUUUUGGGGUUUGGUUUCUUUGUAAUUGGUUUAUGGCACCUCUUCAACCACAUCAAACUCCACUUUGUUUGUUCCUCUUCAAAACCCAACACAUCAACACUAUGGUUUCCAACCAAAAUAAGCAAAUACAUGGAACUUCAUUUCAUCAUGGCAAGUUGCAUAAUCUUCAUAGCCAUGGAACUCUUCAUUACUCCACUUCAUCACCAACCAUUUGACCCUAAAGAUGGAACAAUUCCCUCCAACCAUCUCCACAACUUCGAACAUUCCUCCAUGGCCUUAUCUUUCUUAACCUAUGCAACAUUUGCCAUAUUUCUUGAUAGAAAAAAAUCCACUAGUACUACUAAAACUAAAAAAAAUGAACUUACCCAUUUGCUAGCAUCUAUAGCAUUUGCACAACAAUUUCUUCUUAUCCAUCUUCAUUCAAGAGAUCACAUGGGUAUAGAAGGACAAUACCAUUAUUUAUUGCAAGUUUUGAUUUUUAUUUGUUUGGUUAUGACCCUUAUGGGAAUUGGAUUUCCAAAAAGCUUUUUGGUUUGUUUUGUGCGUUCUAUUAGCAUAAUCUUCCAAGGUUUGUGGCUUAUGUUCAUGGGGUUUAUGCUAUUUACACCUGGUUAUGCUCCAAAAGGUUGUUUCAUGAAACUUGAGGAGGAUCAAUUUGUGGUUAGGUGUAGUGAUGAAAAGGCUCUUCAUCGUGCUAUUUCAUUGGUGAAUAUUCAAUUCAGCUGGUUCUUGAUUGGAGUCACUGUUUUUGCUGUUUCAUUAUACUUGAUUAUGGCUACAAGAUAUCAUGAAAAAGUGGAAUAUGUUUCAUUGAUGAAGGUAGAACAUUAUUGUGAAGAAGAUGGGUUAAAAAAUUUCGAUGUUGAGUCUCAAUGCCAAAAGAUCACUACAAGCAUGCAAGACCAAAUUUGAAGAACUUUGAGAAAUUAAUAAAUGUCUUACUUGUGACACACACAAACAAAAAACAAAACAAAUGUAUUGCUUAAAUUAUAUAUUUCUUGUUGUAGAAGGAAAAAAAAUUAAAACAAAUAGUGUUUAAUUAUUUGCCACAUUACGGUAUUAUUCCGAGCAUACUUGAUUAUUAUUAUCGCAA